AUGACAAAUGUGGAGGGGAUGUGGAAAAACAGGGACUGUUGGUGGAACAGUGAAACUGAUCCAACUAUUUUGGAGAGCAACUUGGAGUUAUGCCCAGAAAUGCAAAUAGAAGUGGAAGAAGAAGAGGAGGAAGAUGAUGACACUGAAGAGAGCUCAAGUGAAGAGGAAAAGGAAGAUAAGUUGCCUCGAAGAAAAAGCAUGAAACCAAAUAGGAAAAGGAACAGGGAUAUUAUCAGUGAAGAUGACCCACCGCCUGAACCUGAGGAUGCAGAAACCAGAAAAGCAAGGGAAAAAGAGAGGAGGAGGAAGAUGAAGAGAGGAGCAGAUGAAGAUGAUGAAAUCGAUGAAGAGGAAUUGGAGAGAAUGAAGGCAGAGUUAGAUGAAAAAAGGCAAGUCAUUGCUACAGUCAAAAAUCAACCAUGGAAGAUGGAAAAGAAGAUCCAAGUCCUAAAGGAAGCGAAAGAAUAUGUAAGUGCAAAUGAAGGGGCCCUUGGGAAAGGAAAAGGAAAACGGUGGUUUGCAUUUAAGAUGAUGAUGAAGAAAAAAUGGGCGAAAUUUCUUAAGGAUUUUGAGAUCUUCAAGCAGGCAUGUAUACCAUGGGAAAAUAAAAUCAAAGCCAUUGAAAGCCAGUUUGGGUCAUCGGUUGCCUCUUAUUUUCAUUUCAUGCGGUGGAUGUAUGGAGUGAAUAUGGUUCUCUUUGUCCUGACAUUUGGUCUUAUUAUGUUACCUGAGGCACUGUGGGGUUUGCCAUAUGGAAGUUUACCUAGAAAAACAGUUCCAAGAGCUGAAGAACCAACUUCCCAGAACUUUGGGGUACUCUAUGACUUCAAUGGUAGGGCACAAUAUUCCGUCCUCUUUUAUGGAUAUUACAACAGCGCACGGACGAUUGGAAACAUGAAUUUCAGGAUGCCUCUCUCCUAUUUUCUGGUGGGAAUCAUGUGCGUUGGAUACAGCUUCCUGAUUGUCAUCAGAACGAUGGCAAAGAAUCUUGGUGAAGGUGGAGGCGGAGAUGACAAUGCUUUUAAUUUCAGCUGGAAAAUGUUCACGAGCUGGGACUUUUUGAUUGGCAACCCUGAAACAGCAGACAACAAAUUUAACUCCAUUAUAAUGAACUUUAAGGAAGCUAUUGAAGCAGAAUUUGCAGCCCAAAAGGAAGAAAACGUCCACUUGAUUCGAUUCCUGAUAUUUCUUGCUAACUUCUUCUCUUUCGUCACACUUGGUGCAAGUGGAUAUCUCAUUUUUUGGGCUGUGAAGCGAUCCCAGGAAUUUGCACAGCAAGACCCAGACACCCUUGGGUGGUGGGAAAAAAAUGAAAUGAACUUGAUAAUGUCUCUCUUGGGGAUGUUCUGUCCAGCUUUAUUUGAAUUAUUUGCUGAGCUGGAAGGUUAUCACCCACUUAUAGCUCUGAAAUGGCUACUGGGUCGCAUCUUUGCUCUUCUUCUGGGCAACUUGUAUGUAUUUAUUCUUGCGAUAUUGGAUGAGGUCAAUAAUAAGUUGGAAGAAGAGAAGUUAGUUAUGGCAAACAUCACCUUAUGGGAAGAAAACAUGAUCAAAGCCUACAAUGCAUCUCAGAGUGAAAAUGGCACUAGUGCUCCUUUCUUUGUGGAACCUGCUGAUGUGCCCAGGGGGCCCUGUUGGGAAACAAUGGUGGGGCAGGAAUUUGCGCGACUGGUUGUGUCUGAUGUCCUAACAACCUAUGUCACAAUUCUGGUUGGUGACUUUGUUAGAGCCUGUUUUGUCAGGUUUUGCAACUACUGCUGGUGCUGGGACCUGGAAUAUGGCUAUCCCUCUUACACUGAAUUUGAUAUCAGCGGCAAUGUCCUGGCACUGAUCUUCAACCAAGGCAUGAUCUGGUAUGGUGCUUACUAUGUGCCAGGCACUGCGCUGAAUCCUUUGCAAUUACUUGAAGCGUUAUCAAAAGAAGUGGCACGAAAAUUCGACAUGAUGGCUGCUUCCCUGAUAGAAAGAGGGAACGAAGAAACUACUUGUGGCAAAAACAGAAUGUUUCACGUCAUUGGUGAAACUCUGGAGCAUGAUUUCCCUAAAUGGCUGGCAAAAAUCUUACGGCAACUCACUAACCCUGGACUCACCAUUGCUCUCAUUUUGGUCAUGGGUCAGCAGAGCAGGAAGCAGCGGAAUGCAGUGGUGGACCCAUCUCUGGGGGCCCUGUGA
Molecule: messenger RNA, 2172 nt
Organism: Gracilinanus agilis (Agile Gracile Mouse Opossum)
Lineage: Eukaryota; Metazoa; Chordata; Mammalia; Didelphimorphia; Didelphidae
Gene: TMC1
Product: transmembrane channel like 1
Exons: 19
Coding region: 1-2172 (723 amino acids)
Biological process (GO): detection of mechanical stimulus involved in sensory perception of sound; vestibular reflex
Cellular component (GO): plasma membrane
Molecular function (GO): mechanosensitive monoatomic ion channel activity
Source: RefSeq, a predicted model, not a curated record